Messenger RNA from Fusarium sp. VM40, 2505 nucleotides. The record is from the annotation of a GenBank genome assembly. Lineage: Eukaryota; Fungi; Ascomycota; Sordariomycetes; Hypocreales; Nectriaceae.
AUGAUCUUCAGAAAUACUGCGUCGUGGGCAUUCUUGGCGGCAGCCAUAGGUCCUGCUGCCGCUCAAUUCGAUGCGUGGAAAGAUGGGCAAGUUAGCACUGAAAUAUGCAUUUGGAAACAACCAAGAGCUAUCAUGAUCCGGGAUAUGGUGUAUCUGGAUGGUGGUGAUAUCAAAUGGACUGCACGUAUGAAUGAUGGUCAAACAGAGACGGGACUUGACACUGGCAACAACCAAGGAAUUAUCCUCAACUUCAACCUAAGCACUCCGUUCAACACAACUACCAAUGUGACCAAAAUCCUUCUCGACGACCCAGCCAUGUCAAAGGCUCGAGGUGGUUCUGGAAACAGCAACGGUGCUUCGCCAAACUUUAUCGAUGGUGCUCUUCUUGGCAAUGAUGACGAGUUCUUUCUUUACGGUGGAGAUCUUUUGCGAAACGACGACUUGUACGAGGCACCCGAUCAAGAUCAGAUUUUGGGAUAUCAAGCAUACCAAUAUGGGCCCGACAAGCCAGUAUGGAAACCAGGUUUCGUCGAUCCGAAGCUGGACAAGGGAGUCACCCGAUAUGUCGCUUAUGGAGGAGGUGUGAGUGUGCCAUCCGAGAAUCUUGCAUUUUAUUUCUCUGGUCUGAGAUCGCCCACGAACGGAGAGUUCUUUACAAAUGAUAUAGAGAAGAAAGCCACCAAUGUGUCCGAUACCUUGAUCACCUUGGAUAUGGAGGAACAACUCUACGAGACCUGGACCAACACAACACUCAAAGAUGUCAAAGGACGCGCCAACGCAGAGGUUGUUUGGGUUCCCGUGGGUAAAAAGGGUAUUCUUGUUGUCCUAGGCGGUGUCGUGUAUCCCGAAUGGGCGGGACGAAGUGGCAAAUCAGCCAACGAGAAAGAGAGCGAGAAACAAAGUCCAAAGUUCAUGCAGACCAUCGACGUUUACGAUAUCCAAGGUAAGAAGUGGUACAACCAGGAAACAAAGGAUGGCCCAGGUGCACGAACAAGAGGAUGUGCCGUGGUAGCUACAGCUUCCGACCGCACAAGCUUCAACAUCUUCUACUAUGGCGGGUUCGAUGGCAUCCAUCCAACGGAUCCUUUCAGUGAUGAUGUCUGGGUACUAUCGCUGCCAUCAUUUACUUGGGUCAAGAUCAACGAGGGCAAACCGAUUCAUGCUCGCGCCGGACAUAAGUGCUUUAUGCCAUACCCAGAUCAGAUGCUGGUUUUCGGUGGCUACACGCCUCCGGCCGGAAGUGCGAUCACUUGUCUUGACAAAGGCCCAGUCGUUAACUUUAACGUCACCAGUGGAAAGUGGUUGGAAGGAUAUGAUCCUGAUGAGUACAGCGACUAUGGUGUUCACGAAAAGAUUUAUUCCGAGAUUGGAGGUGAUGCCAAAGGCAGCGCAACUGCAACUGCGCCUGCAGAUGGCUGGUCAACCUCUGCUCUCGGGGACAUAUUCGACACUGACUACGACAGCAAGAAAAUCAAGGAAUACUGGCCUUAUACCAAAGCAGUUUCCACAGGAAGGCCUCGACUCGACAAUGGCAGCGAUAACAACAACGAUGACAAGAGCGGAGGUGGUUCUGGUCUCCCGAAGUGGGUUGCGCCAGUCCUUGGCGUUGUGCUUGGUCUCAUGCUGGUCACGGGUCUCUUGGUCGUCUUCUGCCUCUGGCGUCGUCGCAAGAUCUUCAAGAACCGUUCAAGCGACUAUGGUACUGAAGAUCCCGGUUCUCGUAUCCGAUCAUGGAUUAGAGGCCAGCAUAACGAGAAAGCGCCGACAGUCACUACCGAUGAGACACCUGCAAGCCCCGGAACUGAAAUUGCCUCUCCUGCGAGAUAUGUCGGUGUAACACCGUCGCCGGCCGGUAGUCCUGCUUAUCCUGCUUCUCCCGCUGAGGUGGCUGAUACUCAAAUUCACGAGAUGCCUGAUACUUCACGACCAACUGAGCUCCACGACACUGGAUUAUCACCUGUCGAUAUAAUACAAAAGUACUCACAUUUCGCUAAUGAUGGCAAAUCUCGCUCCAUGUCCAAUCCCUCCAGCAACUCGUACUCUGUUGGAGGUGAGCAUGCAAGUACCGUUUCAAGGUCAACGGGCCCUCUAGGGUCACAGCCUGACUCUCCUACGGCAGGUCAUAAUCGCAUGACAUCUGACAUAUCUGGGAUAACUGCAAGCAACAGCGAAGCACCUCGUGUAAAAUCUGAUGUAUCUGGUGUUUCCGAAGGCGACGCUUUGGCUCUCCGACAUAUCACCAGCCCUGUAAGUCCCAGGACUGAAGAUGGUAACUUGCACACACCACCAUUCCCUGGGAUGACAGAAGAUACCCUUCCUUCCCCUCCUGCAGAUCCAACACCCAUGUCACCUCCUCUUGACAUACCGGUGUCUCCUACGGCUGUGUCCCCUCCCAGUGCCAACGAGGCUCCCGGUCGGGACUAUAUCACAGCCAAAGCCUCAGCGAGCCCGAUUCGAAAGAGCAUGUUCAAAGAGAGUGAAGAAGAUAUGGGGCAAAUGAAAUAG